This is a messenger RNA of Clarias gariepinus (North African catfish), 3544 nucleotides long. RefSeq names its product transmembrane and coiled-coil domain family 2 (gene tmcc2). The coding region runs from base 53 to 1432 and encodes 459 amino acids. Gene Ontology annotation, cellular component: endomembrane system. The transcript has 5 exons. Gene Ontology annotation, biological process: amyloid precursor protein metabolic process. Lineage: Eukaryota; Metazoa; Chordata; Actinopteri; Siluriformes; Clariidae. The record is from RefSeq and is a predicted model, not a curated record.
UGGGCCUCACAAACAGAGCUGCACUCAUCCGACUGAUCCGGGACUAAAUAGUAUGCUGGAUAAGAGUGAGGUGUCAACACUGCCUUUGCCCCCCUCAGUGGCCCAUGGCGGCUCAGAUGGGAACAUCAGCGUGGAGGGGGUGGGGUCUGUGUUGGGGGCAGGGUCAUGGCAGGGGGAGGGCCCAGGGGAGGGGCAGCGAACACGCGCUGCUCUGGAUCACCUGCAGCAGAAGAUCCUGAAGAUCACGGAGCAAAUCCGUGUGGAACAGGAGGCACGUGACGAUAACGUGGCCGAGUAUCUCAAACUGGCUCACAACGCUGACAAACAGCAAGCGUCACGCAUCAAACACGUCUUCGAGAAGAAAAACCAGAAAUCUGCGCAAACCAUUGCACACCUGCACAAAAAACUCGAACACUACCACAAAAAGCUUAAAGAAAUCGAGCAGAACGGUUUGGCGCGUCAGCCCAAAGACGUGUUGCGGGACAUGCAGCAGGGCCUCAAGGACGUUGGAGCCAAUGUCCGGGCUGGCAUCAGUGGCUUUGGAGGAGGUGUGGUUGAAGGUGUGAGGGGCGGAGUCUCUGCACUUAUACGCAACAAGUUCGGCAGCGCAGACAACAUCACCCACCUGAAGGACACUCUAGGAUCUGGCCACACAGAGGACGCACCCCCUCGGGCACUCAGUGGCAGUGCCACGCUUGUCUCUAGCCCUAAGUAUGGCAGUGAUGAUGAAUGCUCCAGUGGCACCUCUGGGUCCGGGGCUGGGAGCAACUCUGGAGGGGGCGGGGCCAUCUACAUGGGAAGCCCACGAAUGGAUGGACAUCAUCACCAUCAUCAUCACCAUCAUCACACAUCUACGUCAUGGGACACACUGCUGGAAGGACUACAGGAGAUCAAAGCCAGUCAGGUGCACAUGGAGGACGCAAUGGAGGAAAUGAAGACACAGCUACAGAGUGACUACUCCUACAUGACCCAGUGCCUGCAGGAGGAGAGAUACAGGUAUGACCGUUUAGAGGAGCAGCUAAAUGACCUGAGUGAACUCCAUCAAAAUGAAUUGAGCAAUCUGAAACAGGAGCUGGCGAGUAUGGAAGAGAAGGUGGCCUACCAGUCGUAUGAGAGAGCUCGGGACAUACAGGAGGCAGUGGAGUCAUGCCUGACACGUGUCAGUAAGCUGGAGUUGCAGCAGCAGCAGCAGCAGGUGGUCCAGUUGGAGGGCGUGGAGAACGCUAACGCUCGCGCUCUGCUUGGGAAGCUAAUUAGCGUGCUGCUAGCUCUUAUGGCCGUGCUGCUUGUCUUUGUCUCCACCGUGGCCAACUUUAUUACCCCUCUCAUGAAGACCCGCGCCCGCAUCGCCUCCUCUGUUGCCUUCACCCUCUUCCUUAUCACACUUUGGAAACACUGGGACUGGCUGGAACUCUGCUUCCUGUCAGGCUGAGUCACAUGACCUCAGAGCUCCACCCCCUGCUACUGUGUCUGUGGAGAACUGAUGAAGCUUCUCACAUGAACACUGCCACUACUACAGAGAGCAUAAGUGGGACACGUCCCAUUUACACUAGGACUCUCUGUAUUCGGGCUGUACCUGAGCUCAGCAAACUCUCGUGACAUUAAACACCAUAUUUCUCGGACUAUAAGACGUGUUUUCUUGCCUUUUAUCAUUUUAGAUUUAACUUCCUUGUAGGCUGAACAUUUAUUGUUGUAUUUACGGUAGGUUUGAUGUUCCAGCAGCUAAAGGACAGUUAAAGGUUCAGGUUCACUGCCUGCUGUUGGCUUGGUGCUAACAUUAUACUAAAAACCUGCGGAAAUUAGCAUUACUGUAGCCAAAACCAUGUUCACACUGGACUUCCCACAUCUAGUCUCCGUACUAAGAGAUCGGGAUUGAUCUGGUCUAAAUUAUUAACUUUAUUUCAUUUUGUGUUCAGCGGUUAUUAAAUCUGCACUAAGAAUGCUGCGUUCGCUAUCGAUCACUGUUUAGAAAGCCGCCAUAUUGGAACUCUAGACUCUGAAAUCACACUGGGGUGUCUGUCAUGUGACUGAAUAAUCCAACAGGUUAUUUGUGUUAUGCAAAUAUGCAUCAAUUGUUAUGAGGAAUAGUGUGUAUUACUGACGCAAUACUACAUGACUUUGACAAGUGAACAGGAAAGCAGACUAAAGUAGCGCUAGUGAGGUUGUGCUAACUCUAAAUGCUAAUCCUUAUGCUAAUAGUAACAGCCUGUGUUAAAGUGCUCAAUAUACAUCAGCUAUGGAGUCUAUAUUACUCAUGUACAUGAAGCAGUGACAAUCGUCAUCAGCACCAGUGUGGUGGCAGCACAGAGUCCGCCACUGCAUCACUGCCAGCCAGUGCACUAUUUCUGUGUCUACAGCGUAUCUGUGCAGUGUUUACCACUAGGAGGCACUAAAAAGUUCUUUAGACUGAAUGCGAUCCCGAUGUUAAAAUAAAUAAACGCGUCUUAUAGUCCAGGAAAUAUGGCAUGUGUUAGAGACUGUAGAGCACCCGACACGUGUUAGCUUUACACUCUUUUAUAUGCGCUUCUGAAAGAGAAGGAAGGAUGAAGGAUGGACACAUGGAAAGGGCAUCUUUUUUUAUUAUAAUUUUUUUAUGUUGCUGCAUGUGAUGACACACAUCAGGAUUUAAGGUUAACCUCUUGACUCUGGGUCGUUUUCUGUGUUUUAUCUGUUUGAAUAAAGUCUCGGCUUUCAUACUGUGUUAAUCUGUUGAUCAAUAAUCCUGCACUUUAGCAUUAGCUCUUUAGCAGCAGCUAAUUACGACACAACGUGCUAUUAAGCAAAUUAGAGCUAAGGGAAACUAUUGUGUUAUUAUUUAAUUAAACCCAGUAGCCAUGUUAGCUUGCAAGUUAGCCACUAAAACCAGCUAGCAGUACAAACUGUCUGUGGCUCGGGAAGUAUUUAACUCUGCAAGAGCUUGAACAUAAACUCAGUUUUUUUUUAUUUAGAACACAUCUGACGUGAUUGUUGAUGUUCAAGAUGGUUCCAUGUCUUAAUGUUGUAUCUUUAAAACACUCGCUAGCUAAAUUAUUAGCCUCGCUUUUUUUGCUAGCUCUUGCUUGAGGACUGUAUGUUGCCAUUAUGUUACACACUUACAUCCAGGAUCUUGGCAGACGUCUAUAGUACAGAUAAUAAUCUGAUAUUGAAGUCUUUACAGUAAGUUCACAGCGAGGGCAGUCUGGUCGUGUUAUGAAUGUUUACGUGUCAGCGCUCUGCAUGACAUCAUGUUGUUGUGUUUGUCCAUGUUUAGAUCCUCAUGAUGACGAAGCUGGCACAUAGCGCCACAUUAACAGUUUUAUUACGUUUAAUUUGUGUCCCUUAAUUACAAAAGAACCAAACCAGCUUGUAUGUGCAUUUGGCUUUACCGAGAGCGCUGCGGAGAGAACGGACUGGGAGAACUCGCGUUUCCUCGGCGCUCUGAUCGAUAACACUCUCCAUCAUGGCUGUUUUAUACUCACAGUGCUGUACAGAGUCACAACUACAUCGCCGGCAUGUUCACUCACUUCUCAUAUUUAUACCCUGUAACUGCACUGUAAUCUUAAUA